UUCAGUACCAGGCUGGAGUAGUGGGAAUGGCUCCAGGGUCAGUGGUGUGUUCAUCUUGUGAGAUAGAAACAUAGAAAAACUACAGCACAAUUCAGGCCCUUCAGCCCACAAAGCUGUGCUGAACAAGUCCCUACCCUAGAAAUUACUAGGCUUACCCACAGCCCUCUAAUUUUCUCAGCUCCGUGUACCUAUCCAACAGUCUCUUAAAAGAAUUGUGGGAGUUCUGGGAGACCUCCAGUGUCCCCGAUGGCUACAUCUGCACGAGGUGCAUCCAGUUGCAGCUCCUUACAGACCGUGUUAGGGAACUGGAGCUGCAGCUGGAUGACCUUCAGUCCCUAUGGGAGAACAAGAAGUUCAUAGAUAAGAGCUACAGGGAGGUAGUUACUCCUAAGCUGCAGGAGGCAGGUAGCUGGAUGACUGUCAGGAGAAGGAAGGAGAAUAGGCAGGUAGUGCCGAGUACCCCUGUGGCCAUUCCCCUCAAUAACAGGUAUACUGCUUUGGAUACUGUUGAGGGGGAUGACCCACCAGGGGAAAGCUGCAGUGACCAGGUCUCUGGCACUGAGCCUGGUCAUGUGGUGCAGAAGGGAAGGGGGGAGAAGAGGAGGGUGGUAGUGAUAGGGGCUUCCAUAGUAAGGGGGGCAGACAGGAGAUUCUGUGGACGUGAAAGAGACUCCCGGAUGGUACGUUGCCUCCUGGGUGCCAGGGUCAGGGACGUCUUGUAUCAGAUCCACAGCAUUCUGAAGGGGGAGGGUGAACAGCCAGAGGUCGUGAUACAUAUUGGUACCAAUGACAUAGGUACAAAAAGAGAUGAGGUCCUGAAGAGUUAAGUAGGAAGCUGAAAAGCGGGACUCAAGGGUAGUAAUCUCUGGAUUGCUGCCAGUGAGGGUAAGAAUAGUUUGAUUUGGCAUAUGAAUGUGUGGCUGAGGAAUUGGGGCCGGGUUUCAGAUUGAACCCGCUCUCUGGAUCACCAUGUGCACAGCACAUUGAAUAUACAGGUUUAUAGUCCCCUUCAUGUAGCGGACUGGGGGCUGGCUGUUUACCCUUUCGUUAGAUCACAGCCCGUCUGACUGCCGCCUCACCUCCACGUUCCCAUCUACCUGGUGCCUCUCAAGUGUUGGUCUCCUUCUGCGUCUCGAACAUUCACAGCUCUGCUUCCACUGCCCUUUGAGGGAGGAGAGUUCCAAAGACUCGCCACCCUCUGAGAGGGAAAACAAUUUGCCUCGUCUCUGUCUUUAUUUUCAAACAGUAAAUCCUGGAUUUGCCUCUUUCCCCCAGGAAAGGGAAUCAAAAACUAUAGAGAGCAUAGGACUAAGGGCGAUGGAUUACAACCUCAGUUUACUGCUGCAGCCUGACAGUCUGGAUGGAAGCACAGAAGCAAAACGCAAGAAGAGGUUGAAGCACAACAUGGGGGACCAGUUAUCAUGUUCUGUCGCUGAAGGGAACAUGGAGAAAUUCAAUAGCCUGCUGCGCAUCAUUCAGAUUACCAGGAUGAAACUCACAGAGCCCUGGUUCUCGGACUAUAAGACGGGGAAGACCUGCCUGAUGAAAGCCUUGCUGAACCUGAACAGCAACACACAGGAAAUGGUUAAGAAGCUGAUUCUGGCGGCAGAGAACAAUGGUUGUUUAAACCAGCUGAUUAAUGCUGAGUAUAUUGACAAAGAUUAUAAAGGUCAAACAGCCCUCCACAUCGCCAUCGAGAGGCGCUGCCCAGACAUCGUGCGCCUCCUGCUGGAGAAAGGGGCUGACGUCAACGCACGGGCCACGGGAAAGUUCUUCAAACUGAGCAGAAAGCGGUGUGGCUUUUACUUUGGUGAACUACCACUCGCCCUGGCUGCCUGCACCAACCAGCCCGAGACUGUGUCACUUCUCAUGUCCUACCAAGGAACCAAGGUCGGGGAACAAGAUUCCGAGGGGAACACUGUACUCCAUGCGCUGGUCACGGUAGCUGACGACACUGAGGACAACACCAAGUUUGUCACAGAAAUGUACAACAAGAUCUUGAUCGAAAACAAAGGCGGCAAUCUGGAAGAAGUCAGGAAUGUGAAAGGGCUGACCCCACUGCAGCUCGCGGCCAAACUCGGCAAGUUUGAGAUAUUCCGGAAUAUUCUCAAUCGAGAGAUAAUAGACAAGCAGCACAGCAAACUCUCCAGGAAGGUCACAGACUGGGCUUACGGACCAGUUUCCUCUUCGCUGUAUGACCUCACGGGAGUGGAUACCACAGAAAAGAAAUCUGUUCUGAAGAUUGUGGUGUUUAACACCAAAAUCCAGAACCGCCACCUGCUGCUGUCUGUGGAGCCUCUGAACACUCUGCUCCAACAGAAGUGGGAGAAGUUUGCAGUCUACAUGUUCACAGCCAGCUGCGUGCUCUACAUACUGUACAUAACCAUUUUCACCACUAUCUAUUAUGACCAAUCACACACACAUGAGUCUCUCUUUCAGAUGAAUGCUACAACCACUUCACAGCAGUUCAGUGGACGAGUUUUAAUUCUACUGUGGGCUUGUGUUUUAUUGAUCAUGGAAGUAGUGAUGAUUAGCCAGCUGCGAUUCUCAGACCUCCAGUCAGUGGUGACAGAAGCCUGGUUCCACAUCCUGUUCUUCUUGCAGGCUGGGCUGGUGGCUUGCUCCGCCGUAUUGUACUGGUUGGGUGCAGACCUCCACCGAGCAACGCUGAUGGGGGCCUUGGCUCUCGGCUGGAUUAAUGUCCUGUACUACACCCGGGGAUUCCAGAGCAUGGGAAUCUACAGCGUCAUGCUGCAAAAGAUCCUGUUAAGCGAUGUGGUGCAUUUCCUGUUUGUCUAUUUGCUGUUCCUAAUUGGUUUUUCUGCAGCUCUUGCCUCCCUGAUUCAGAGAUGUCACAACACAGGGAAGUGUAGCCCUUUUGACUCGUUCACCAUGGCCAUGCUGGAACUCUUCAAGCUCACCAUCGGACUGGGAGACCUGGAAAUCCAGAGCCAAGCCCUCUACCCAAAUCUCUUCCUCUUCCUUCUGGUGCUGUAUGUCGUCCUGACCUUUAUCCUGCUUCUCAACAUGUUAAUUGCAUUGAUGGGAGACACGGUGGGGAACCUCUCCAAAGACAGCAAGAACAUCUGGAAACUUCAGAGAGCGAGAACCAUUCUGAACUUGGAGGAGUACUUGCCAAAGUUUUUGAAGAAAAAAUUUCAACUAGGAAUAGUGCUCAAUGGCAAGAGAUACAUCAGGAUCAACGAAGUGAACUGGACAGCGUGGAGCACGAGUGUAGCUCGCAUCCGUGAAGACCCAGGAGAGGAGGAAGGAGAAGAAACCACUUGUGAAAGCUCGGAUGAAGCAGAUAGAACAUUAUUACCACCAAGUGAAAGCAUUCAGAGGAGAAGAUUCUGGGCCAGGGGAAGAUGGAAUCUGGGCCCCAAGAGGAGACACAGAGAGAGAGUGAACAGGCAAAGGAGAGCAGAACAAACAGAGAUAAAUGUGAUUUCAGAACAAAGUACACCACCGACUCUAGAGGCUACAGAGCUCAAGGAGGCGGACGAUGCUGGCCCAAGCGGAGACACAUUGUCUAUUGCACUGUUUCAGCACAAAUAAACUAAAUCAAUGUGGCCUCAGUGGUUAGUAACCUGAUGCAGGCCAACACUCUCAGAGCACCAAGGGGACACUGAAUGUCAGAUGCCACAUAAACCAAGAUCCAAUCCAUCUGUUCAGGAUGUCAAAGCAACAUUUCAGGUAAUUCUGAGGGUGCCCUGGCCAACUCCAAAUCCAAAUCCCACGGUAUCUACAAAUGCAUGCUACUGACAGCUGCAGGUUGUUGGCAGUGGCACAAUUGGUUUUGCAUUGCACUUCAGGUCACAGCUGGCAACACCCGAGAGGAUGUUGGAAACAACUUCAGAAAGACCCUGGAAAAGUCUUUCUGGCUCUGGGAGAAGAGCAGGAGGGUGAUAGUAAUUGGGGAACUUAAAGAAUUGCCACAGGCAUGAGCGGCCAAAUGGCCUCCUCGCUCUAGUUAAUGCUAACCUUGCAUACUUUAGGUGAUACAUAAAUGCAAGUUAAUCUGUCUCUUGCCCUGCUGGAUAAGCAGAACCAAAUAGCUAACAUUUCAUAUAAAUUGAAACAAUAAAAGUCUAUUUUUUUUACAGGAUAUAUAGGGCAGAGUUUAAUGGCUUUCAUACUCUGCAGAAAUCAAUGCAAUCAUUCUAACUUAGCCAUCCCCAAAUGUUGCAUCAAGUAAUAAGCCACAAUGAGCAGGUUCCAUCCUCAGUCUGUGAUGAACUAAUUGACCUCAAAAAGGUUACAACAGGGGACAUCAAUUCUUCACUCAAAUGCCCCUAUAGGAGAGUGCACAUUGCUUGAUAGUGGGCAAGGACACCAACGCAGUUCCAGUUGUAACCCACCCACUACUGAAGCUAAUCCUUGGGUAUUGUGCACGUGGACACUUGGACAAUCUGCUGCUGAACCCCAGGAUGACUCAGGCCCAGUGAAAGACAAAAAAACUGAAGCUAGUUUAAGUUAUCCUUUAAAAUCUUAAUCAUCACUUCCCAAUCUCCCUCCACAGUAUAUCAAAGACAAUCUAUUUAUGUGGUUCCAAAUAUGUUAAACUUGGGGUACUCUUAAAUACAAAUCCUUCUGAUGAUUUUUUUUCUAUAAUACAAUCACAACAAAGUUCCUGAACAAUACUUUAAACCAAGACUACAAACAAGAUGGUGAUUUUAAAUGGCAUAAUCUGUAUCCUAGACUCUUGAGUCUCCCACCAUGGGGAACACUGUCUACCAAGUCUGCCUGGUCCUAGUCCUAGAGACAGAGUCAUACAGUGCAGAAACAGGCCCAUCAGCCCAUUAUGUCCAUGCUGAGCAUUUUACCCAUCUACACUGUCCACAUUUAGGACAGUAGCCUUCUAUGCCCUUCUUAUUCAGUGCCUGUCUAAAUGUCUCUUAAAUGUAGUGACGGUACCAGAUUCCCCCCCCCCCCCCCACCACCUCUGGCAGGUGGAUACAUCCUCUGAUAGCAAUGUAAAAAAAAUUUGCCCUCAGAUACCCUUUAAAAUCUUAAACCCAUACCCUCUUGCUUUUGAUACCACUACCAUUGUAAAAGAUAAUUUACUAUACACCAUUUGAAGUGCUCCUGACUGAUCUGACUGUAACCUUAAUUCUGCAUUCCCACCCAAGCCCCAUAAACUUUCAUCCCUUUUCAAGAUUCUAUCUAACGCUGCCCUACAAAUAUUUAAGGACCAUUUUCACUGCACUUUGAAGAGAGUUUCAAAGACUCAACCUUCUGAGCAAAACAAUUUUGUCUUGUCUUCAUCUUAAAUGGGCAACCUUUUAUUUUUAAACAGUGCCCCUAGUUCUAGGCUUACCCACAUCCUCUCCUCUCAACAACCAACCUGUGAAGACCCCUCAGGAUCCCUCUCACCCUUCAGAACUCCAGUGGAAAUGAGCCUUUUGUCAUAACGUAACCCACCCAGUCCAUCAACCUCUGAACUGCUUCCAACGCAUUUAUAUACUUAAGUAAAGCAACCAAAAAUGUACAUUGUACCCCAGAUGUGUUCUCACCAAUGUAUUAUACAACAUGCAUAACCUUCCUACCUUUGUAUCUAAUUCCUUUCACAAUAAGUAUCAUUGUUAGCUUUCAUAAUUACUUGCUGUACCUGCAUACUAGACUGCUGUAAUCAUUUACCAGGACACCCAGAUCUCUUUGGGUCUGACAGCUUUACAAUCAUCAUUUAGAUGCUCCCCCUCCUUUAGAUGCUCCCCCUCCCCCCACACCCCCCAUCAAAAUGAACAAUGUCACAUCUUCCCUACAUUAUAUUCCACAUGCCAGAUCUUUUCCAACAAACCUACAUCCCUUUGCAACCUCUGUAUGAGCUCUUCAUAAUUUAUUUUCCCACCUACCUUUGUAUCAUCAGAAAAUUUAGCAACAUACCUUCAGAGUAUUCAUCCAUCUUUGUUCGGGCACCAGAACCCAACCUUGAACUUGGUAUUCCUCAAGCAGAAAAAGACCCAUUUAUGCCUGCUUGGCUUACCAUUAGCCAGCCAACCUUUAUGCUCGUCGAUAAGUCUCCCACAUCUUGAUUGGUCAAACUAAUUUUCCAGUUCACUUUCAUUAGCUCUACUUUUGAGCUUUUAUUUUCCACAGUAACCUUUGACGUGGCACUUCAUUAAGUGUCUUCUGGAAAUCAUACCGAUUCCCUUUUAUCCAAUAUAUUGGUAAAGCAUAAUUUCUGUUACAAAACCAUGCCGACUCCAAAAUAAAACCUGGAAAAUUCUGGAAGUACUCAGCAGGUUAGGCCACAUCUUCGGAUGAGAACAGAGCCAGUAUUUCAGGUUAAAGAUCUUUCUCCACAACUGGGAAGGAUAGAGCAGAGUGGAAUGUAUUCCAGUUAGACAGUGCUGGAAGAGAAGUGGAUUCAACAAGUGAAAAAUCAAAAUAACUGCAGAUGCUCGAAAUCUUCCAUUCUCUGUUUUUUUUAGAUUUCCAGCAUCUGCGUUUUUUUUAUUUUCACCACGCUGUCUGAUUACUUCAAACUUCUCUGAACGCAUGUUGAUUAAUAACUUCUAACGUUUUCCCUAUGACAGACAAUGACUUGUUUUCUAUCUCCCUCCCUUGAAUAAAGAAUCUACUUUUGUUAUUA
Molecule: messenger RNA, 6595 nt
Organism: Pristis pectinata (smalltooth sawfish)
Lineage: Eukaryota; Metazoa; Chordata; Chondrichthyes; Rhinopristiformes; Pristidae
Product: transient receptor potential cation channel subfamily V member 3-like
Exons: 16
Coding region: 1318-3558 (746 amino acids)
Biological process (GO): calcium ion import across plasma membrane
Cellular component (GO): membrane
Molecular function (GO): protein binding; calcium channel activity
Source: RefSeq, a predicted model, not a curated record